Molecule: messenger RNA, 3907 nt
Organism: Leucoraja erinaceus (little skate)
Lineage: Eukaryota; Metazoa; Chordata; Chondrichthyes; Rajiformes; Rajidae
Gene: hagh
Product: hydroxyacylglutathione hydrolase
Exons: 9
Coding region: 38-1006 (322 amino acids)
Biological process (GO): glutathione metabolic process
Cellular component (GO): mitochondrion
Molecular function (GO): hydroxyacylglutathione hydrolase activity
Source: RefSeq, a predicted model, not a curated record
GGGGAGAGUUUGGAGGUUAAAGGCUGUCCUUGCUCAGAUGGUUGGUGCACUUUCCCCUUCUCCUCCCUCCCCUGACGGUUAUGUACCGCCGCUGACUAUGGUGGUGCUCUUGCACCGACUCUGUGGUGUCACUGCGCUGGGAGCCGCUGCUCGGAGACUCGGCUCGUUGUGUUUUUACUCUAGAGGUGCCAUCAGACAACCUGAGACCCUUCUCAAGGCAGGGAUGAAGGUUGAACUGUUGCCAGCACUGCAGGAUAACUAUAUGUAUCUCCUCAUUGAUAAGGAUUCCGGAGAGGCCGCGAUAGUCGAUCCUGUGGAGCCACAGAAGGUGGUCGCUGCAGUUAAAAAGCACGGUGUAAAGCUGACCACUGUCCUUACCACACACCAUCACUGGGACCACGCUGGGGGAAAUGAGGAUUUGGUGAAGAAAGUGCCUGGCCUCAAGGUCUAUGGUGGGGACGAUCGCAUCGGAGCUCUCACCUGCAAGGUCACACACAAGAAGAAGUUCCAGGUUGGCUCGUUGAAUGUGGAGUGCCUGUUUACUCCUUGUCACACAACAGGACAUAUCUGCUACUUUGUGACCAAAGAUAAUAGUACUGAGGCCCCCGCUGUGUUCACUGGUGACACACUCUUUGUUGGUGGCUGUGGUAAGUUCUUUGAAGGGUCGGGCGAGGAGAUGUAUCGAGCCCUGAUCGACAUCCUCGGCAGCCUGCCACAUGAAACCAGGGUGUACUGCGGCCACGAGUAUACAGUCAACAACCUUAAAUUUGCACAACAUGUUGAACCAAACAAUGCAAUGAUCAAACAAAAGCUAGCCUGGGCUAAGGAACACUACAAACUUGGAAAUCCCACCAUCCCAUCCACCAUUGGAGAGGAGUUCAGUUAUAACCCUUUCAUGAGAGUCAGGGAAAAAAGUGUGCAGGACCACGCUGGGACGAAGGAUGCAAUUUCCACAAUGGAUGCAAUCAGGAAAGAAAAGGACCGUUUUAAAGUCCCGGUGGAUUAAUUAAAAGGUGCGACCAGGUCACGGGCUUUCAAUACACAUUGACUUCUGCACCUAGUAUAAUGGUGUAAAAUAUAUUCAGUAAUAAAUCUUCUAAAUAAAUUGUAUUUGCUUUGCUUUGUGGUCACGGUGGUGCAGCGGUAGAGUCGCUGCCUUACAGCGAAUGCCGCGCCGGAGACCCGAGUUCGAUCCCGACUACGGGUUCCGUCUGCACGGAGUUUGUGCGUUCGCCCCGUGACCUGCGUGGGUUUUCUCUGAGAUCGUCAGUUUCCUCCCACACUCCAAAGACGUACAGCAGGCUAAUUAUCUUGGGAAAUCGAAAAAUUGUCUCUAGUGGGUGUUAAUGUGCGGGGAUCGCUGGUCGGCACGGACCUGGUGGGCCGAAGGGCCUGUUGCCGCGCUGUAUCUCUAAGCAACUCUAGACAAAUGAAAUAUGUACAAUAUAUGUUGCAAAACAUACUUGGCUAAUAACGUAUGAUAGUUAUGAUUAUGGUAUCUAAUUUUCAUGUGUUGUAGAUGAAUGAAAAUUGUAACAUGUUCUUUCACUUCUGUCAGAGAGAUGAUUCUCUUUUGCUCCAUUUCUCUCUCCAUCUUUUAGUCUGCUUUUAACUUGACUUGCUUGCUGCCAUUUUCUUAGAAGCCAAGCGAUUUAAGUGACUGUAUACCUGAGCAAAAAGUCCCAGUCACUUCGCACUGAGACCUGUCAGCCCUGUUUUACCGAAGCAUGGAAAGCAAAUGUUACAUCGUAAAUGGAUGGCCAGGGAUUGAAAGACCACAACUCUGCCGAUGACCGCACAGCGUCGCAAUCUGAAAGUAGCCGCGGUCUCCCGGGCUCUCUGGACAAAGAUUAUGGAGCAAAGAAUCAUUAAAUGUGUAAAUAAAUUAAAUCAGAUUCUUUCUAUAGCUGCAUGCUAUUUGCAGUCACCUUAUUUUAGAAACAUAAUUCUAUCCCUGCUAUGUUCUGGGCACUGAAGCCCGUUUGCACAGUGGCGCAGCAGGUGGAGCUGCUGCCUCACAGCCCCGGGUUCGAUCCUGACUUCAGGUGCCGUGCUGUCUGUGUGGAGUUUGCACGCCCUCCCUGUGACCGCGCGCGUUUCCUCCGGGUGCUCCGGUUUCCUCCCACGUCCCCAAGACGUGCGGGCUUGCAGGCUAAUUGGCCACUGUAAUUUGUCCCCAGUGUGAAGGGAGUGGAUGGGAAAGUGGGAUAGCAUAGAACUAGUGUGAGCGGGCUGAAUGGUUGGCGGGCUGGAUGGUCAGCGUGGACCCGGGGGGCUGAAGCCUCUGUUUCCAGGUGCUGUAUCUUUCAAUCCCUUCCAUCAAUUUGAAGUAGCUUCAAGCUUCUGAUUUACAAAAUCCUAAAUACAAAAAUAUAUUUGUAUCCGACUGGUCCCAACGCGAGUGUGAAAAAGUGUGAAUAGUAAAAGUAAAAAAUUAGAUGAUUUUGAAUUAAAUGUAAUCAUAUUGAAUUUUUGCAAUUAAUUUUAGCGAUUCAUUUAAUAUCAGUUAAGAAUGUCGCUGUGGGAAGGAACAAAAACUGAUGUCAUUAAAUAAAAUCCAGAGUGCGUUUGAAUGUGAUACAUGGAUAUAUUUCCCUCUUGUUCUCUGCGACAUUAGAAUUGUUCCACUGGACACAUUUAAAAAAAAGAUAUAUAUAUAUGUUAUUACAGAUUUCACUUAGUCUUCAAUGUCAGUUUAUUGUCACAUGUACCAGUUAAGGGUCUGCCCCACUGUACGAGGUAAUUCAAGAGUUCUCCCCUGAUUCGAGCUCAUGUAAUGUCCACUAGUAAAAAAAUACUUGUGAUGAAAAAAAAUGUUUACUUUUUACUUGUACGAGCCCCUAGGUGCCCGCUACGUAUAUUACACCAGCUCGAAACGGGAGAGAACUCGGGAGAACUCUUGAAUGACCUCAUACAGUGGGGACAGGCCAUUUAAAGUCCAGUGAAAUUUGACUUCCAUCUUGGGAUUUUUCAUUGUACAGUGGAAUUGAUAUAUCUAAAGUCAACGGCUGUGGGGACUGAUAAAGAAUGUAAGAACCCUUGUUUGUAGUCCCAACGAAAAUGCUUAACACAAAGUGCUGGAGUGACUCAGCGGGUCAGGCAGCAUCUGUGAAGAAUGUGGAUAGGUGACAGGUACAAGAUACUGAGUUGGAUGAUCAGCCCUGAUCAUAUUGAAUGGCGGUACAGGCUUGAAGGGCCGAAUGGCCUACUCCUGCACCUAUUUUCUAUGUGACAUUUCAGGCCAGGACCCUUCUUCAGACUGAUUCAGUAAUCUGCUGUCUUUUGUUUGUAAACCAGCUUCUGAAGUACCUCGUGUCUUCACAAAUAUUUAGUUCCUUUCAAUGAUAUGACCUAGAAUCUUAAGUGUAAACAAAAUAGAAACGCUAUGUAUGUGCUGGACCAGCUUUGAGAAACCCAGAUUUGUUCCCUGUCACAGUCUGAAUAGAGUCCCGACCCGUGUUCUCCCGAGAUGCUGCCUGACCCGCUGAGUUACUCCAGCACUGUGUGUCCAAAACUAACCACUGUUUAACGCUCUGCUAACUUAUACCUUUUACGUUCGGCUCUUCCAGAAUGCAGUUUUGUUUUUAACCGAGAUUGGCCACUUCCUCAGUAAGUAUCAGAUAGUCUAUAAGAAAACUACAGGGCUCAUCUCAAUCGAAGAAAUUUCAUGCUGACUUUUCUGCCGGGCUUUAGAAUUAUUCCGUAGAUCUGUCCAGCACUCGGCUUGAAGAAACAAACUGUGUUCCUUUUCAUCUUGAUUAGCAUCCCUGUGUGGAAUCUGUGUGGUAAGAUGUUUCUCCGUUGACAAUAUACCUGCUGAUUGUGGUUUUGUUUUUCAUUGCGUUAUUGUCAAUUUUUGAGAAGUUAUAAAGAAAAUAAAUGAAUAAAUAAAAUGCUUUGUGCUGUU